CGAACGUGAUCCUGAACGAGAACGUGUUACCGCUUGGGUUGUAAUUUCGACUGUACUUGUACUAUAAUUAUUAAAUAGUGAAAUUAAAAUGUAAUUAUAGAUCGUGUACUUCAUUCUUUCAUUCUGCUGCGUGAGUCUUGUUCGAACUUCGUCGGUGAAUUGCUCUCGCGUCCCGUAACGAUCAAGUUGAUCUUUUCUCCCAUCGAGCUUAUACUCUUGAAGAUCUAAAAUUCAUGAGAAUUCGCUUCGCAGUAAUUUGAAUUUUCGUGAAAAAGAAAUGGUUAUCGGAAUCCCGGAGGAUCUAUUUAUGAAAAAAAUCCAUUGCCAUGAGGGUGUUGUUACCAAUGAAUAUCACAAACGAGCUGACACCGAUAAAUUGAGGGAAAUAUUUAAUAAAUACGCUGCUGUCGAGAAAGAUGGCGAGAAAUUCAUCGCUGCUUAUGAUUUCAUUCAGAAAUUCCUCGGUAUUCUUACCGAAGGUGAAAGUAAUCAAGAAUCUAUCAAAUUAUUCGCCGGAAUUGCGGAUACUACGAAAGAUGGGUUGAUUUCAUUUGCCGAAUUCCAAGCUUUCGAAGGACAUCUUUGUGAUCCAGAUGCUCUUUAUAAAACUGCAUUUCAGUUAUUCGAUCUAAAUGGAACUGGUCUUGUUGGGUUCGCUGAGUUCGCCAAAGUGAUCAAGAAAACCGAAUUGUAUCGACGAAUGCCAUUCGAUAUCGAUAACAGUUCGUUCAUGACGUUAUAUUUCGGUAAAGAUAAAAAGAGAGUGAUCCAUUACGCCGAAUUUGCUCAAUUUUUACACGAUUUUCACGAAGAAUGCGGAACCGAAGCGUUCAGAAAAUUCGACCGGACCAGUACUGGUUUCAUUACAGCGUCUGAUUUCGAAAAAUUAAUGCUUUUAGUCAAAAGCCACCUUUUGACCGAUGCAGUUAAAGAUAACUUAUUAGCUAUCGCCGGAGGCGUCCAAGGAGGGCAUCGUGUGAGUUUCCCAUAUUUCAUGGCAUUUACUUCCCUCCUAAACAACAUGGAGCUCAUUAAACGUAUCUACUUGAACGCGACAAAUGAAAACAAGCAUCAAGAAAUCACAAAAGACGAAUUCUUGUACUCGGCUCAGCUCAUGUCGCAAAUCACACCUCUGGAAGUGGAAAUAUUAUUCCUGCUGUGUAAUUUAAUUCAUCCAAGGGCCGGGAAAAUCGUUUUCAAUGAUUUGCAAAUUAUAACACCGGAACAAUACUUUAGACACGUGCAUGAUCGCAGAUUAGCUGAAAUUCACGCCGUUUCGAGUCCGGAUGAGCGGAGUGUUUUUAUUCAACUUCUCGAAAGCAUGUACAGAUUCACGUUGGGAUCAGUAUCUGGAGCUAUCGGAGCAACAGCUGUGUAUCCUAUCGAUUUAGUGAAAACUCGAAUGCAGAAUCAAAGAUCUGGCUCGUAUAUUGGCGAAUUAAUGUAUCGAAACAGUUUCGAUUGUUUUAAAAAAGUAAUUAGACACGAGGGAUUUUUCGGAUUAUAUCGAGGUUUACUACCGCAAUUUCUCGGCGUAGCUCCAGAAAAAGCUAUUAAAUUAACUGUUAAUGAUUUCAUUCGUGAUAAGCUCACCGUUAAUGAAGAGAUACCGUUGUAUGCUGAAGCUUUAGCUGGCGCAUGUGCCGGGUUUUCUCAAGUUAUAUUCACGAAUCCGUUGGAAAUCGUCAAGAUCAGAUUACAAGUAGCCGGUGAAAUUGCCAAAGGAGCUAAAUUAAAAGCAUUCAGCGUCGUGAAAGAAUUAGGAUUAUUUGGCCUUUAUAAAGGUGCCAAAGCCUGUUUCCUCAGAGAUAUCCCAUUCAGCGCUAUUUAUUUUCCAGCGUAUCAUCAUACGAAAAUGAAAUUCGCCGAUGAUACGGGGUAUAAUAGUCCUUUGUCUUUGCUAGCCGCCGGAUGUAUUGCCGGUGUACCUGCUGCGUCGUUGGUUACGCCGGCUGAUGUGAUCAAGACCAGAUUACAGGUGGUUGCCAGACAAGGACAAACUACAUACAACGGUUUAUUCGACUGCGCUAUAAAAAUAUACAAAGAAGAAGGAGCCAGAGCUUUUUGGAAAGGAACUGGAGCUCGAGUAUUCCGAUCAUCUCCUCAAUUCGGGGUCACGCUGUUAUCUUACGAAUUACUUCAGAGAUUAGUUUACGUUGAUUUUGGAGGAUCACGACCGUCUGGAUCUGAACAAACUAUUCCUACGCACAAUGUGAACGCGCUGGAUGAAUUUAAAUCCUCAAAUGCCGAUCAUAUCGGCGGAUAUCGUGUCGCUUUGCCUAUUUUAACCGGCAUCGAAACCAAAUUCGGUCUUUCAUUUCCUAAGUUUACCGUUCCCUCGAUGUAGCUUUUUUUUACGUUCUCAGAGAGGUGUUCAAAGUGACCUUUUUCCUUUUUUUUUCUUUCUUACAUUGCUCCAAGUACCAUUUGUCUCUUUGUAGAUGAUGUUGUGAUUCGAUUAGGUUUUCCUCUAUCGUUCUGAAUACUCAUAAGUUAUCAUAUCGAUGAUUUCGUUAGUGAAAUUGAAAAUUUUAAAGCCGGUAAUCGAUUUUAUCGCGUGUGUGAGGCUUUUUUUCUCGAUAUUUAAUUCGAUUCGUUCGUUUUGUUUUUUUUGUUGUUGAUUUUGAUUCACAUGUAAAACGAGGCUUUUUAAAAUGCGUAAUAAAGUUACCAUUAAAACGUAUCCACGAUGAUUUUUAUUGCUCGUAAAUUUCUUUUCGUUGUAGUUUUUUUUUUGUUUUAUUUUUAUCGAAAUCAGUAUUUUUUAUUUUCGGUUAAUUAUUUUUCCUUUUUUUUCAACGACGACGAACGAAUCUGUAUUUUUCAUGUCGUUCGAAGCACGCUGAUAUUAGAUUUCGAGUUUUUAAAUUUUAUUAACCGACGAGUAAAAUUGUACGGAUGAAAUUUCGUACGUUGCAUUUUAUCGUUAGUUUUUUUAAAGCUCUCCUUGUAAAGGAUUCAAUUUUUAAAAAAGAAACGCAUUCCUAUUUCUUUGAUACAUGUUUUCCUAUUCUGUGGCCAUAUUUUUUACAUCAACGAUAGUCUUUUAGCAUCACCGGAUCAUAUUUCACAUGUUACUAUUAUUGCUGCAAGCAAAUUGUUAAAUUUUAUAUCGAUUUCUUUCUCAUCCUCAUUACCAUUGAAAGUGUUGUCGACGUACGAGUUGAUGAAAAAAUUAAACAGAUAUCGCGAGUACAACAAAAUGUCCGGUUUGAGUGGUUUGUCUUUGUGGUCUGGUAUUUUACGUACUUCUACCUCAAUCGUCUGUCUCCCCGUCCGCAUUUUAAGUUCAUAUUACAAUUUUCGAUCAUUUUACUCACGUGAUAAAAGUAUUUUUUCAUUAUCUGUUACCAUAUAUAUUUAUUAUUUUACUUGUGUGUAUUUUUUUUUUUUUUUUUAUAAAUAAUAUGCUCUUCGUAUAUACAUUUUAAUAUGUACUUUGGAAAAGUGAUUAUUAAUAUGGAAUUGAAUUUGUGAUAUGUAUUCGAGCGCAAUAAACUAUUUUUCCCUCGUUUGCGCAUCCAGACGAACCAAGUUCGCUGUUGCGAUCAUCAGA
This is a messenger RNA of Planococcus citri (citrus mealybug), 3556 nucleotides long. RefSeq names its product calcium-binding mitochondrial carrier protein aralar1 (gene aralar1). The record is from RefSeq and is a predicted model, not a curated record. Gene Ontology annotation, biological process: aspartate transmembrane transport; malate-aspartate shuttle; L-glutamate transmembrane transport. The transcript is spliced from 17 exons. The coding region runs from base 278 to 2347 and encodes 689 amino acids. Gene Ontology annotation, molecular function: L-glutamate transmembrane transporter activity; calcium ion binding; L-aspartate transmembrane transporter activity. Lineage: Eukaryota; Metazoa; Arthropoda; Insecta; Hemiptera; Pseudococcidae.